AGGCAUUUAGGUUUUCCGAAUUGCUGCCUCAUCAAGAAGUUCUUCGUUCUCCGCUAGGGUUUUCAUCGCGAUCUCGUUUCGUCUUUGUUUUUUCGCAAAUCCCAACUUCUUCUCUGUUUUUUCUUUCAAAUCUUUGCCGAAUCCUUCCCAUAAUAGACACAGAUGUCUCGCUGCUUUCCUUACCCACCUCCUGGUUACGUGAGGAAGGUGGCUAGCACCGAGGCGGCCUUGAUCGAAUCGAUUAAGCUCCAAUCUGAAAGACGACAGAGCAAGAAUGAUAGUAAGAAAGAGAAAAGUAAGCACAAGAAAGAGAAGAGCAAGGACAAGAAAGAGAGAAGUAAGGACAAGAAACACAAAAGCAAAGAACGUAAAGAAAAAUCCUCCCAUAGCCGUGACUUGAAUGAUCAGAAACAAAAGGAAUGCUUAAAAGAAGCUAAGGAGCUUCUUAAGGGAACCAAAGUUGAAGCAGAACAAUUAGAAAGGAGUGGUCUCACUGAAGAGCAUGGACAACCUGUAUGGCCUCAGAGCCCUGGAUACUUGUCUGAUGGAACUCAGAUCAACCAUAAGAGGAAAAGGGAUGCUUCAUUACAGUCUAAUGAAGGUUGUAAGCCUGGCAAAAUCAUCCGAAUCAAACUCUCACUAAGCCAGCAAGAGGAUUCAUCAGCUGGCAGUGAACAGACGUGUUCUACAUCUGGUCGAGAUAUUUCUGUUGAUCAAAAAAGAGAUGAAAACAGUCGUGGAUCUAUUCAGCAAAAUACUGGCUUCACCUAUGCUGGAACAGCUGUUGCUGUCAACGAUCCCUCUUCAUCCAAACCAAAGAUCCAAUCUGUCAAGGACAUUAGUUCGAAAGGUAAUGUUGUGUCAUUACCUCCUCGUACCAGAAGUCCUGCCGAAUCUGCUUAUGAGGCCUUGUUUGAGAAAUGGGUAGCACCACCACUUCAAUUGGAGCAACAAACGGAUGAUGAGGAUUGGCUCUUUGGAAGAACUAGAAAGCAAGAUGGACAAAGUACCAACAACAAAGCUUUCAGUUCUGUUCCUAGCUGUGGUAGAAGUUCGAGUUUGUGGCCGAGAGGACAAUAUCUUGCCGAUGCUGAUGUUUAUUCAUUACCUUAUACGAUCCCAUUUUGAUUUUGAAUUCUUUACUUCACUGAGUAAUAUGUACAGUAUGCCGGUAGGAACAAUAGUCUUACUUUGGCGGUUAUAAUUGUUUUAGAAUCAAUAUAGUUGACGCUCAAUUUUGUGUCCUCUGUUGGGUACCGAUGCAAUCUGCUGUUACUUCCCCUUUCGAUUAAUGAACAAAACGUAAAUUCUUGAGAGAUAUAUGUAAAUGUAUUGCCAAGAUAUGUUUAUGACAAUAUAGCACGGCUUUUUUUCACUUCAA
Molecule: messenger RNA, 1381 nt
Organism: Benincasa hispida (wax gourd)
Lineage: Eukaryota; Viridiplantae; Streptophyta; Magnoliopsida; Cucurbitales; Cucurbitaceae
Product: DNA ligase-like protein
Source: RefSeq, a predicted model, not a curated record